AUGUACGCUAGUGCUUGCCGCUGGGUUGGACUUCUUCCUGCCUCGGUGAGGACUGUCAACUCAACGCUUCCGCUUAACCAGUCGACCCGCCAGGCCGUGGCACCAGACUGCAAAGCCAACAGGCUGAAGGCUUGCAAGCUGCGAUUGUGUCUGCUGAGCAUUGAGCAGCCGGCCUGGACCGCGGACUUGGUGGCCGAGCCCCUGCUGUGUGCCAGUAACGGCACCUCAGACUCAUACGUUUACACCCAUGCCCCCAGCGGGCCCCAGGGUCUCACUCAACCCCCGGGGGGCAGUACGGCACCCACUGGAGGCACGGCAGAGGACGAGAAGCAAAGCCGGCGCAUCGCUGAGGGCGUCAACGAGGAGCCCCUUCCCGACGUGUGUCCCUUUGCGCCGGAGCGCACGACCUUCUGCCGGAAGAAAGAUGUGGAAUGUACGAAUGCCGUACAGAUCUGGCCAAUACUGGAGCUCAUCUCCGUACCGAUGUUCGCCAUCCUGCUGGGCCUGUCGUACGUAAACCUCUACCAGAUUAACAAGUGGUUUCCGACCAUCGUGGGAAUCACCCUCGCGUUCACCGCCCUGGUGGGUCGGUGGGUCGGUGAGCCUGCUGUGGCGCCGCCCCUUCACCGGCACUACGCGCGCUAUCCCAAGUUCGACCGGGGCGGGUCCCUGCUCUGGCGGCACACACCCAGCUGGCGCCGUACCUCCGAUUUGGCCGCCCUGGGCUGGUUCUCUGCCUUCACCGUCAUCACGCUGCUCACCCUGGCUCCGGAGCUAACCGGGCACCACAGGGGCAGCAACGCACUCAACGUGAUAUUCAACUACAUCUCCCCCGCCGUGUUCGUGCUCGCGGCGCUGAUCUACCAGCAGACGCUGGGGGACCACUACCGCAGAAGUACCGUCCGCAACUUGGACCGCUACUUCGGCCGCACCCACAUCAGCCAGGUGCCCGCAGGGGGGCAGUGCCGCGUUGGUGGCGAUGUUGACAAUAUCACGUUGGUUGUUGGUUGUUCGUUGUUGGUCGAGGGAGGCAACUUUUCUCCGUCUUUAAAGAGCAGCAGCUACAGCAAUAGCAGCGCCACGCACCGCGCGAGGGAGGGAGUGCAAUAUUUAAGCCAACCACCUAGUCACAAGGCCCUAUGCAGCAGCAAGAUCCCUGGAGUGUGUGCGCUACAUUUUGCCGCUCCGCCGCGUGUAAAGUUCUCCUCCCCGCUCGUUAAUGGUUACGCGCUGGUAGCCAG
Volvox carteri f. nagariensis is the source of this 1241-nucleotide messenger RNA. RefSeq lists its product as uncharacterized. The record is from RefSeq and is a predicted model, not a curated record. Lineage: Eukaryota; Viridiplantae; Chlorophyta; Chlorophyceae; Chlamydomonadales; Volvocaceae. The annotation marks the transcript as partial. The transcript is spliced from 13 exons.